Molecule: messenger RNA, 957 nt
Organism: Mauremys mutica (yellowpond turtle)
Lineage: Eukaryota; Metazoa; Chordata; Testudines; Geoemydidae
Product: olfactory receptor 10S1-like
Exons: 1
Coding region: 1-957 (318 amino acids)
Biological process (GO): G protein-coupled receptor signaling pathway
Cellular component (GO): membrane
Molecular function (GO): G protein-coupled receptor activity; olfactory receptor activity
Source: RefSeq, a predicted model, not a curated record
AUGGAGGCAGGAAACCAAAUGCCCGUGACAGAAUUCGUCCUGGAGGGACUCUCGAACACCAGGGAGCUUCCCUCUCUCUUCUUCCUUCUCUUCCUCCUCCUCUACCUGCUCGCCCUGCUGGGCAACGCCCUCACCCUGCUGACUGUGCUCUACGAUCCCCGACUCCACGCUCUGCCCAUGUACUGCUUCCUCGGCCACCUCUCCUUCCUCGACGCCUGCCUCUCCUCCGUCGCCGUGCCCAAGAUCCUGGCUGGCUUGGCGGGGCCUGGUGGCAGGACCAUCUCCUUCGGCGGCUGUGCGGUGCAGCUCUACGUCUUCCAUUUCCUGGCCAGCACCGAGUGCUUCCUCUACAUGGUGAUGGCCUAUGACCGCUUCCUGGCCAUCUGCCACCCUCUGUGCUACACCGUGGUCAUGAGCAGAAGGGCCUGCAUGGGGCUGGCAGCCGGCACCUGGCUCACCAGCUCACUCUGUGCCACGAUCCACACCGCCCUGACCUUCCGCCUGCCCUACUGUGGCCCCAGCCGGGUGGAAUACUUUGUCUGCGACAUCCCCUCUGUGCUGAAGCUGGCCUGUGCCGACACGGCUGCCGACAAAGCUGUCAUUCUGGCCAACAUCGGGGUGGUGGCAGCUGGCUGCUUCCUGCUGAUCUGCAUUUCCUACGCCUACAUCUCAUCUGCCGUCCUGAAGAUCCACACGGCCCAGGGGAGGCUGCGGGCCCAGUUCUCCACCUGCAGCGCCCACCUCAGCCUGGUGCUGCUGUUCUAUGCGCCACUGCUGUUUGUAUACGUGCACUCCUAUUCGAGUCACGUAUCCGACGGGGCAGUGGCUGUGUUCUACACCAUGUUCACCCCGCUUUUGAACCCUUUCAUAUACACGCUGAGGAACAAGGAGAUGAAAAAGGCCCUUAGGCGACUUGGUUAUGGAUCAGCGCUGUCUCAGAAUGGAACCAAAAGCUGA